Molecule: messenger RNA, 1287 nt
Organism: Branchiostoma belcheri (Belcher's lancelet)
Lineage: Eukaryota; Metazoa; Chordata; Leptocardii; Amphioxiformes; Branchiostomatidae
Product: UDP-galactose translocator-like
Exons: 5
Coding region: 74-1159 (361 amino acids)
Biological process (GO): pyrimidine nucleotide-sugar transmembrane transport
Cellular component (GO): Golgi membrane
Molecular function (GO): UDP-galactose transmembrane transporter activity
Source: RefSeq, a predicted model, not a curated record
CUACUCCCCCCGAAUGACCUCGAAAUGUAUUAGUCUGUUUUAAUGGAAGACUUGGCAGUUGUCUGUGACAAAAAUGAGGAUUUUCUCUGCACUUUCUUCAUUUUGUUACAGCAAAGGCUUUGCUGCCAAGAUGAAGUACAUCAGCCUGGUGAUCCUGGUUGUCCAGAACGCCUCUCUGAUCCUGACGAUGCGCUACGCCCGCACCAUGCCCGGAGACAUGUUCUUCUCCACGACCGCAGUGGUGAUGGCGGAGGUGUUCAAACUGCUGGGCUGUGUCCUCAUCAUCAUGUGUCAGUAUGUGGGCUUCAGGGCCUGUACCCAGCACCUGUAUGAAGAGCUGUUCCAGAAUCCCAUGGAUAGUUUAAAGAUGGCUGUUCCUGCACUUGUUUACACCCUGCAAAAUAACCUGGCUUAUGUGGCCAUUUCCAACCUGUCUGCUGCAACUUUCCAGGUGACCUACCAGUUAAAGAUCAUGACCACAGCCCUGUUCUCCAUCGUGAUGCUGGGGAAGAGCAUCAGCCGUCUGCAGUGGGUCUCGCUGUUCCUGCUGUUUGCCGGCGUCUCUGCCGUCCAGCUGGAGUCUACCGGCGCCACCAGCUCUGGAAAGGCGACGGGGGAGAAAGUAGAAACCGAACAGAACCCUCUCCUUGGGUUGAUUGCUGUGGUCGUGUCGUGUAUAUCCUCCGGCUUUGCUGGGGUGUUUUUCGAGAAAGUCCUGAAAGGUUCAGUGGCGUCGGUCUGGAUCCGAAACAUCCAGCUGGCCUUUUUCAGCAUCCUCCUUGGACUGGUGUCCAUGUGGACAAAAGACGGGGCCGGCGUCUCCGAAAAGGGCUUCUUUUACGCCUACAACUGGGUGACGUGGAUGACGGUGUGCAUGCAGGCUUUCGGCGGCCUCUUGGUCGCAGUGGUUGUCAAGUACGCAGACAACAUCCUCAAAGGCUUUGCCACUUCCUUCUCCAUCAUUCUCUCGUGCAUCGCGUCGGUGUACCUCUUCAGCUUCCACAUCACGGCACAGUUCGCCUUCGGAGCAUCGUUAGUCAUCUUUUCCAUCUACCUGUAUGGCCGUCCUUCGCGACCGACUGUUACAAACCAUGACGGACAGAAGGGCCUCCCGACCAAGAUAUCUGAAACUGGGCCUAAGUCAAAGAAGGCAGAGUGAUUGCAUGGCGGUGUGAAGUCCUGUCCUGUCAAACAUACACUAGAGGCAGACCAGGGAGGAUCAAGUUUAUACAAAUAGACCAAUCCUGACUGUCCGUCACCAUUAUUAGCAGAUCAACCAGUGAUGUU